CACCCUCUCCUCACCAAACCAGCCCAACCCAUACUCGCCAAUUUCACACACUCAUCGAUCCACCCCUCCCCUUCCGUCCUCUUCGAUCAUCUUCAUCGUAUUAUUGAUACAGAUGGAAGACCCCUCCCGCCGCCGCCAUCACAAAAAGAACCACUACUACCACCACCCCACCACCACCACCUCCGUCAGCACUACCACCGGCGAGUCUGACGAAGAGGUCGAGGAGACCGAAGACGGCGACCCUCAGGCCUGGGCCACUUUCAACAGCAGCUUCCGACAGGUUCAGUCCGUUUUGGACCGCAACCGCCUCCUCAUUCAGCAGGUGAACGAGAACCACCAGAGCAGGAUCCCCGACAAUAUGGCCCAGAACGUCUCUCUCAUUCAGGAGCUCAACGGCAACAUCUCCAAGGUCGCCCAUAUCUACUCUGAUCUCAACUCCGAAUUUACCACCAUGUGCCACAAACACUCCAAGAACUCUGGCUCUCGACGCAACAAAUGACAUGCCGCCACAUCCCAACGCUCUUUCCAUUAUUUUACAACUCCAUCUCCAUCCAAUCUCCCGUUCCUACCCCCUCUCUCCCUAUCUUUAUCUCGUGCACUGUGUGUCCUUGCGUAUUGUACAUGUGGUUGAAAAAUAAUGACGGUAAUUUACUUAGGUUCUGUUCCUCGCGAAUAAUUAAUCCUUGAACUUGUCAUUUGUAAACAUACGUCAUUAGUCCCACACACACACACACACACAUAUGCAGACCCUUUCAUUUGGCCAAGUAGAAUAAGUUGUCAAGCCCAAACUGUACGUCAGUGUCCUGAAAGCAAUAAUAUAAACUGACUUUAAUCUGUU
This is a messenger RNA of Neltuma alba, 838 nucleotides long. RefSeq names its product protein EARLY FLOWERING 4-like. Gene Ontology annotation, cellular component: nucleus. Bases 113 to 499 code for a protein of 128 amino acids. Gene Ontology annotation, biological process: entrainment of circadian clock; positive regulation of circadian rhythm. NCBI's taxonomy places the organism in Eukaryota, Viridiplantae, Streptophyta, Magnoliopsida, Fabales, Fabaceae. The record is from RefSeq and is a predicted model, not a curated record. The transcript has a single exon.